AUUUAAAGGUUUGGGAUGAAGUGGGGUUUGCACUCGACUAAUCUUCCGGGUAAACCCCCUCCCCCCUCCCCAAUUGAUCCCAUUGCAAAUAUAGGCCCAGAUUUUCAUUUUGGCUCUGGAUUCACUGAUUGCUCUUUUUCAACAUUUCAGAUAGAUGAUCCUAAGCAUGACUCGGACAGCAUGAUGCCGGAAGCUGAGGUCACAGGCUCAGUGGAAAAUCUGGGGGGAAACCAGGCGCUCACUGCCGACUAUGUGGAUUCCGGCUUCAAGCGAGAACAUCUCAACCCCAGCGCUCUCCAUAAGGGGGAUCACCAGGCAGCUACUUAUACGUUGACGAAUUCUGUCCCCGUGCCUUCAACCGUCCAGGAAAGCUGGAAUUGGGAAGUCAGCAAUGUGGUCAGCCGUGGUUUGGCUCCUCACUGUGAAAACGGGAAACACCUCUAUCUCCUUUCAGGAGCGGUUCCUUCCUCCGUCAAAGUCAAAGGCAAGGUGUCUGUCCCCGAAUUCCUCUGGCUGGCGGUCUGCUGCGACGAUGGCUCCAAGGCCUGGUCAAUGGCGUUUGAGAAACCGGUGGCUGCUGGGAGCCCCCUGAAAGACCUGACCUUGAAAGAGCUAGAAAAGAAGCUUCCGAAGGGGGCCCAGUUGUUCAAGGACCACUGCAGCCACGACAGGAAUGAUGAGAAGGCACUGGAGGCGGUACAGCAGUCUGUCAAGGAGAUCGAGCACCAGGAGCCGGAAGCGAAAAAAUGCCCUUCGCCUCACCAGACCACCGAAAAGAAGGAGGAGCCUGGCUUUCUGAAAAAGAUGUUUAAUUUCUUCAUCAUGCCCAUCUGGAAGCUGGUGCAAUACAUCUUCAGCUUUUUCAGUCAGCUGGUCAAGCUGAUCUGCAGUCUCUUGUGCCAGGCCGUCCAGAACCUCGUCCAGGCCGUGUGCACUUUCCUCAAAGGAAUCGGCGGGGUGCUGGUGAGCGUCUUCGUCAACCUGGUGCAAGCCAUCCUCUGCAUCCUGAACGCUAUCGCAACUAACAUUUACAACAUCCUGAUGCUCGUGUACCGCCUGGUCAGCAUCCCGCUCAACCUGAUCGUGGAUAUCGUGUGCUUCCCUUUCUACACCUUGGGGGCGGUCCCCUGUGUCCUCCACGACAUCGCCUCGGGCGUCGGCGGGAUGUUUUUACUGAUCAUCGACCUCAUCACCAACUUUGCCAAGGGCCUCAGCUACAUCGCUUCUUCUUUACUCGGAUGCUGCUUGCCUAAAACGUCGUCCUAACUCUAAAACAGCCGCCAAAACUGAAUCGCAAAGAACAACAAUACCAAAGCAAUAUGUGUCAUUAGUCUUCGGCUGCUCCUGUAGAUAUUUAUUGUGGUAACACUGGACGGUGAUGAACCGGUGUUCUGGCAACACGGGUGAGCGACUUGACCCUGGAAAGGAAAUUUUAUGGAAAUUAAAGGUCUACUUAUUGUUAAGCACUCAGCUUUCAGUGGAUGAUAUUUUUUUGUGAGAUUCCAAUGCUUUUGAGAGUUAUCUUCCCUAAAACCUACGAAAAUGUUGAUAGAGGAUUCUCAGCAGUAACUGAGCCCCCCCCCCCCCCCCCCCAAAAAAAAAAAACAAAACAAAACUCUGGCCAUAAUUUUUGGAAUAAGGCAGUAAUCUUACUUGGAGUGUGGAAGCAAGUUUUCCAAAAUUUUUGAAGAAAUCCUUAUUGAAGAAUGAGCCAUUGGCUGGAAAAUUCCUGUACAAAUCUGUAUUUAUGGGAGGGGCUAUCUCAGUAGCUAAAAACAUAUUCAAUUAGCACAGGGGCCUGCAACCUGUGGCUCUCCAGAUGUUCAUGGACUACAAUUCCCAUCAGCCCCUGCCACCAUGGCCAAUUGGGCUGAUGGGGAUUGUAGCCCAUGAACAUCUGGAGAGCCGCAGCAGAAUCAAUCUCCAGCAUUUCUAUGUAGGCAGCAGAUACUAUUAAAACAAAAUUCAAGCCUGCUGUCACUUUAAGGACUGAUGUCCUUUAUUCUGGCAUGAGCUUCCGUGAGAGAGAGAGCUCCAAGUGAGCUCUGACUCACAAAAGCUCAUGCUGGAAUAGACGUCGUUUGUCUUCAAGGUGCCACUAGAGUGUGUUGUGGUUUGCUACAUUAGACUGACAAGACUACCUCUGUGGAACUAAACAGAUGUUAGGAAGGGCUUUCACCUGCCUGAGACCCUGGAGACCUGACAGUGCCAAACUAGAUAGAUGGAUGGAUUGAUUCAGUAUUAGGCAUCUUCCUAUGGGAAUCCUGCAUAACUUUUGGACAGGUGGUAGCUCAGCAAAUGUGUCCUGCAUGUAGAUUGUCUGAGGUACCAUCCCCAAUAUCUCUUGUUGCGUUACGAAGGUCUUUGUUGCUGCCAGUGAGUGUAGGCAGACCAACCGUUGUUGUCCGAGUGCAAUAAAACAAGCGAAUAAAUAUGCAUGGUGGUCUUA
Messenger RNA from Sphaerodactylus townsendi, 2449 nucleotides. RefSeq names its product endonuclease domain containing 1 (gene ENDOD1). The record is from RefSeq and is a predicted model, not a curated record. Lineage: Eukaryota; Metazoa; Chordata; Lepidosauria; Squamata; Sphaerodactylidae. The transcript has a single exon. The coding region runs from base 16 to 1266 and encodes 416 amino acids. Gene Ontology annotation, molecular function: nucleic acid binding; hydrolase activity; metal ion binding.